AUGACUGUUGACAUUCGUGGACCGGUGCAGAUGACCCACACAGCGUUGGCGUCCAAAGAGGAAGAACGCAGCGGUGAUUGGAUCGACCAAGACGUCGGUCAUCAUCAAGAAAACAUUUGGUUAAAAAGAAUGAGCUCAACUGAUAAGUUCCUUGUACCACCAACUGGAGAACAGAAAAUGAGCAGUGUUGUGUUCGACGUACCAAAGUCUGAAAUGAAAAGUAAUUAUAAAUUUGAUUUAUUAUAG
This is a messenger RNA of Macrosiphum euphorbiae (potato aphid), 246 nucleotides long. NCBI's taxonomy places the organism in Eukaryota, Metazoa, Arthropoda, Insecta, Hemiptera, Aphididae. The record is from the annotation of a GenBank genome assembly.